CGUUUUUGGCAAUUCUCCAGAAAUUAAUCUGUUGUUUCUUUCGAUCUCUCCCUAUUUCCAACAAUGGCGAUUCCGGUGACUUCAGUCCUACUCAUCGUGAUAACCCUCUCUACGAAGGCGUAUUUGAUCGAAUCCAGAAGCAACAAUAACAAUGUAUACUCUCCGUGUGCCGAUGCCUCUGUAGAAAAGUCCGAUAGUUUCACCUUCGGAAUCGCUUUUGCGGCGAGGACUGCGUUUUUCUUCAACAAUUCGGUCCAAUUAUCACCUUGCGAUAGGAGGCUCUCUCUAUCUUCGGCGAACUCACAGCUCUCCGUCUUCCGCCCUAAUGUCGAUGAGAUCUCCCUCCUCACCGUCAAUUCCAGCAGCUUUUCGCCGGAUUCUUAUGGUGGAUACAUGGUGGCGUAUGCUGGUAGAAAAUAUGCAGCAAGAUCAAUCCCUGCUUUUGUUGCAAACAGUACAUACAUUGUCACCAGCUUCACACUCGUGCUAGAAUUCCAAAAGGGUAGGCUGCAAAACUUAUACUGGAAAAGAGAUGGGUGUUCUUCAUGUUCAGGGAAAAGCAACUUUGUGUGUUUAAACAAUGAGGAUUGUGCAAUUAGAACUAAUUCAUGUAAGAACAGAGGGGGAAAUGUCGAUUGUAGCCUUGGGAUUCAACUUGCAUUUUCUGGAACAGAUAAACAUGAAUCUGUUUUUAACUCAUUUUAUGAAGUUAAAAACUUGAGACAAUAUUCGCUAUUCGGGUUGUAUAAAAAUAUCAAGGAUUCUCUUACUAGUCAAUACAACAGCUUCUUUUAAAUAGCUUCUAUGCUUCAACUUUUUAUUUAUUUUUAUUUUUUGUGACAGAAAACAGUAUAAUUUUGUGAUUAUUGAACACAUGAGAGGUG
Lactuca virosa is the source of this 884-nucleotide messenger RNA. NCBI's taxonomy places the organism in Eukaryota, Viridiplantae, Streptophyta, Magnoliopsida, Asterales, Asteraceae. The record is from the annotation of a GenBank genome assembly.